Molecule: messenger RNA, 4447 nt
Organism: Patella vulgata (common limpet)
Lineage: Eukaryota; Metazoa; Mollusca; Gastropoda; Patellidae
Product: zinc finger protein ush
Exons: 7
Coding region: 366-4001 (1211 amino acids)
Biological process (GO): heart development; cell differentiation; positive regulation of transcription by RNA polymerase II
Cellular component (GO): nucleus
Molecular function (GO): RNA polymerase II-specific DNA-binding transcription factor binding
Source: RefSeq, a predicted model, not a curated record
AAGGGAAGAUAACCGAGAUAAGCCGCGCAUAUAUAAUUUCAGUACGCCAGAAUCUCAGUUCGCCCAAGCAUGGAGAUUAAAGUAUCGAUAAGCGAACUGAUAGAGCAAGUUUAUAGCAUUCAGUUGAGAAUAGCAGUGAGUGAUGACGCUGUGUAGUGAAUUCUCUCCAGCUUAAACCUUUGUUUAACAAUUAUAUCACUGUUUCUUGGAUUUAAAAACUGGUCCGUGUCUUUCUCCUGUGCCCUGUGCUCGUGGAUUAUACCUUUUCAUUUACCGUUAUAUUUUGACCCGAAGAGGUCAUGGCGCAUGUGGUAUUAGGCGUUUGAAGGGGUCACAGCGCACUGACCUUUGGUAGCGGUGUUCAUAUGUUGUUACGUUAUUCAAUAGAACAUAAUAAUAGUGAAUGGAAGAAAAAUCUCAUAUUCAGUGAGAAUUUCAGAAUGUCCAGACGAAAACAAUCUAAUCCAAAGCCGCUAAAAUUGUCUGCAGAAUGUCCCUCAGAUUCACAAUCCAAAAACCGAAUAGCUGUCACUGGUGACAAUGAUAGUGAUGAUGUCACAGAUAAAGAAACUAAGCAUCAGGAUGAUGCAAGAAGUGAUAAUGGUGAGGAUGAUGAAGAUGAUCAAGAGCCCAAACCAAAAAGAAUCAAAAUCAAGCAAGAGAUCGACACUGAUUCUAUACCACCUGAUUAUGAAAUUCAAAAUGGUUAUCGUGAAGCAAGCUUACAAAACAAUGCGACAUCUGAUAACUGUAAUCAAGUGGUACCAACAUCACCAAAUUGUAUGAUGGAAGGACUAUUAAGUCAUCUCCAACUACCUAGUGAUGUGUUACAUCUAAAACGUAUUGAGGUUAAUGUCGAUAACAAUCCUACCUAUGGUUGGGUGGUGUGUAGCGGUAUCCCUCUACCAAAGGGUAGUAGUCUCGGUCCAUUUCAAGGAGACAUAAUCUCAACUGAAAAAGUUCAAAUGGGAGAUCUGAUUUUACAGUUUACAAGUAGUGGAGGUAAACAAGCCUUUGUUAAUGUAUCUAAUCAAUCUGGUGCUUGGUUAACUUUAUUACGUCAGUCAACAGAUUCAUCUUGUUGUAAUACACAAGUUCAUCUUAAUGGUGGAAGAAUAUGGUGUCAAGUGGAAUCUGAUUUAGAUAUUGGAUCUGAGCUGAUUGCUUCCUUUACGUUUCAUGUAGAAGGGGAGGAUGAGAUAAGAAAUAAAUCACCUGAUUGUAAUAGUCAGGAUGAACAAUGUUCUAGUCCUGUUAUAUCUAAAGUAUCACAACCUAUAAUAAAACAACCAUCAUCUAAACCUACAUCUACAUCAGGUCAUGCUGCCUUGAUCUUUGGUUGUCCAUUUUGUGGGGUGAGGUUUAGUAGUCCAAGAACUUUAGAAGGCCAUAUUGCUUUUUACUGUUCAAGAAAACCUCCGUCACAACCUCCGCAAGAAUCUCAUCAAGAAGAUUCCACAGAACCAAUCAAACUAGAAACGGUUCCUGAAGAAAAUGAAGAUGAAGUAGAAAAGGAAUCAACGGCAAUGAAACGAUCAGCAGAUGACGAUUCUAAUUCCUCAAUUGAAACUCCAAUGGCCAAGUUUCCAAAACCAGAACAAAUCUCCUAUCAGUGUACCUCCUGUUCUUAUACAGCUGAUAAAAUCUCCAGUCUCAAUCGACAUCGUAGGAUUCAUAAUCGUCCUCCCCAGAGUCCUCAGUCUCCACAACCAAGUCCAUCUAUGGUGUCUGCUGACACUUACUGUCAACAAUGUAACAUACAGUUCUCUUCCUUUAAUACAUUUAAAGCUCAUAAAGAAUUCUACUGUUCUCAAAGAGCACCAAAACCUCUGAAGAACCUGGAAAUUAGAACAGAACAAAAUUCAGAUGAUUCUUCUCAGUCAUCUGUUUCUCCACAAAUAUCAUCUGCAGACCAACAUAGAAUGCUGUCUCCCAGAAAUCAACUCAUGAUGUCUUCUAAAACAAGGCUACCGGCUUCAAUCAAUGGUACCAGUCCUGUAUUAGCAGAACAAACUGUUAUAUAUACACCAGUGGUUGGUGCCGAUGGCAAACCCAACAUGAUGCCAACUUUAUUAGUUCAACCUGUUGUGUCAGUACCACGACUACCAGAGUUACCAAAUAUUAAAGCUGCUCAUUGUCAUGAUAAAGAUAGAUCUGUAUCUCCUGCUAGUACUACCGAAGAUCAACCCUUGGAUCUGACCACACCCAAACCUCUGAAGGUCAAACCUAAAACACUGAAGAGUCCUUUAAAAAGUGAAAGUCCAAAUAAAGAAAGAAUCUCACCUUUAAGUGAUCGUUCUUCCAAGUCUUCUUCUCCACCAAGAACUGCUAGUAUACCAAGCACCAUGAUUCCUCCCUUACCACCACCAGCUUUUCUGUCCAAUGUCAUGCCAAACUUCUUCCCAUUUUCAUUAAAUCCAUCGACUAGUGCUAUGAGUCUGCCUAAUCCUGGUGUGAGUAAAUGUACCGAUUGUAAUAUUGUGUUUUAUAAACGAGAAAACUAUCUUAUACAUAGACAACAUUACUGUUCAGGUAAAAAAGUUGCCCAACAACAGUCUCCACCGCCUGCUGUCCCUGAGGUUAAACAAGAAUUAAAGUCACCAAAGAGAACUAACACAACUUCAACCAGCAGUUCCCCUGAUAAAACAACAACUAAUGAUAUAAUUGAUGACAUCACUUACAGAUAUUUUUGUGUUCCAUGUAAAAUUAAAUUCAGUUCAGUAAGCACUUUAUCGGCCCAUAAAGAAUUUUAUUGUCCACAUGGGAAGGACAGUGAAAAGACCAUGGUUGCUCAACCACCAUCAGUAGGUGACAUAACAGAAGAGAAUCCAGUUAAGUCAUCACCAGAAUCAGAAUCAAUUGAUAUGCAAUGUGACCAAUGUGAUAAUACAUUUGCUUCCUUGCGUUUGCUAAAACUCCACAUCUGCUCCUUUGACAAAUCCAAAUUGUCUUUUCUGCGAUGUGCUCAUUGUGAUUAUGUGACCCAAACAGAAACACGCAUGACAGAUCAUAUGAAAGUUCAUGCGCCUACUCGAUCCUUCCGAUGUACAAUAUGUGGUUACAGAGGAAAUACUAUAAGAGGAAUGCGUAUGCAUGGAAAAACACAUAUAGAUAAUGGUGAAGAAUUCACAGACGACAAUAUGUUAGAAUACAGAGAGCCUCCAUUAGUUCCUAUUGAUUCUAAUGGACACAAUGUAGCAGCUUCUCAUCUCGAUUUAGAAUCAGAACUCUUGCGCAUCAAGAAUGAACCUUACAAACGCAGGAGAUCACGCAAAUCAUUUGAGAAAAGUGAAAACAUGGGUUUACAGAUUCAGCAAUGCAGUGUGUGCGGUGAAACGUUUGCCAACUCAAACUAUCUCAGUGUGCACAUGAAAACUCACAGUGUUUCUGCUACAUGUACUAAAGCUAAACUAGAAUGUGAACAGUGUGAUUUUAUUGGUAAAACGGUUAAAGAUCUGGCUUGUCAUCAGGCUCAACAUGAUGAUGUUAAUGAUAGCGGGCAGGAGAACACAGAUCCUAACUCAACACCAUCACCUACCCCACCAUCACCUAGACCUAUUCCUAUCAAACAAGAAGUGAUGGAUAAGGAUUAUGAACUUGCCAUCAAAAAGACUGAGACUUUGUCAGAAGAAACUAAGGAAAGUAGUGCUACAGAAAGUCUUCCAGUUAUAAAACUAGAAGCUAAAGAAAUAAUAUCAAGUCCAUCUGCUAAAAAACCCAAGGAAUCUCCAACAAGACCAAAGAGUGUAGACUCCUCUUCAGAGAUGUGCAAUAGUGAUGUGGGGUCAACAUCAGAAAAUAUGUUACCAUAUUUAAUCAUUCCAAAUACAUCUUCAUUAUCUUCACCUGUUCUACUUUCUGCUCCUUCCUUACCUCAAGGUCCUAAAUACUGUCGUAACUGUGAUAUAAGUUUUACCUAUCUCUCGUCUUUUCUUGCACAUAAAAAAUAUUAUUGCACAGCCAAGGCACCAGAAAAAGUCAGUCCAUCAGCUUCAGCAUAACCCUGUUUCUUAUAACUUAUAUGAAAUCUUGUCAUUUUUCAGGAAAAAAAAAAUAUUUUCAAUUGUCAUAUUAUUUUAAUGACUUAUUUAGAAACAAAAUUAUUUUUCAUUAAUAUUGAAUUUGUAGCCAAGUCUGUAUUUUCUGAAAUUUGUUGACGUUUUCUAUUCUCUCAGCAAGUAUUUUUUUCUUAAAACUGGUAUAAUUUUCUCUGCUUAUAAUCAUCUUUUUUAGAGUUGUAGGAAAUUUGACUUCUUUCAAAUUUUGUACAUGUAAUCAUUCCAAGUUCUUCUAAUUUGUGAUUGGUGCCAUAUUGAUUUGUUAAAGUAUUAUUGUACUAUAUAUAUUUAGUGCCAUAUUUAUGUAACUGUUUUAUGUAUGUAAUGUACGUGUCUUCUAUUUUACCAGCAUUAGUGAAUCUGAUUUUGUUGAUAAUAAAGAGUAAUCU